UCACAUUUGUUUGUUGUUGAUAUUACGAAAGCCGUAAAGUGUACUUUUCUGGUUGGAACUCCAAAAAAAAACCACGCUCUUCACUGCUGAGUUUGUUCUACCACGCAAAACGAAGGGUCUAACGCCUGUUGAAAGAAUGGUGUUCCCUCAAAUAUUUGCUUUUGCUGCGACGGUGGGCUUAGCAGCGGUAGCAGCAAUUGGUUUGGUCUACUAUCUCAACAAUCAAUCUCAACCGAGUCAAUCAUACAGCACUCCCAGAGCUCCUCCGCUCAAACGUUCACACGCCAGCAAAUACGAUCCCUCGGACGAAGAUACCGUCUGCACGAUCUGCCUGGAGCAAACCAAAGGAAUGACGAACCGAUGGAUCCUUCCCUGCAAACACUCGUUCCAUUUGGAUUGUCUGCGGAAAUGGACUGUUAACAAGCAGGAGUGUCCAAACUGUCGAAAACAAUUCUAACCUGCCUUUGGGAAGAAAAUGUAACUUUGUGAGAGGAUGUUCGACGUCUUUUUACCCCAAUCUAAAUGAUAGAAGAAGAAAAACAGUUAGCGUGUAUGAUAAUUUCGCUAAUAGUACAAUGAUAUUAGAGAAAUUUUAGCACACGAAUAUCAGAGCCGAUGCCUUAUGGAGGACACCUACGGGGCGCCAUCCGUUUCUUCCCAUUUUUUUUUCGUAUCCGCUGAUUCAGCAGCUACAUAAUUCCUUGACCGUAUGUAGGGAACAUUGACAAUACGCCUUGUUGUUCUUGUUUUGUGACGAUCCGGUUAAUAUUUCGUACACGCAACACAACGAAAGGAGGGAAGCAACCAUGCACAUAUCGGGGGUUUAGCUUGCGUACUACAUUCGCACACUUUCGAAUAUUAUAAAGCAAUAUGGAAUAAUUGCAAAUUGUACAAGAUUUUAAACCGUGAUAGCAUAGGGACGUAAACAACUCGCUGCGAUUAGUGAGAUUAUUCACUAUCAAAAACAAAUUGUUUUACAUACUCUUGUCAACUUUUUUGUCUUAAAAAUAAGUCAUGCUUUGUAGUUAAUAAAUAAAACUGAAAACAUAUCAUUCUUAGGCUC
Messenger RNA from Anopheles moucheti, 1063 nucleotides. Its product is annotated as E3 ubiquitin-protein ligase RNF13-like. Bases 137 to 457 code for a protein of 106 amino acids. The record is from RefSeq and is a predicted model, not a curated record. The transcript is spliced from 2 exons. Lineage: Eukaryota; Metazoa; Arthropoda; Insecta; Diptera; Culicidae.